Molecule: messenger RNA, 393 nt
Organism: Psylliodes chrysocephalus
Lineage: Eukaryota; Metazoa; Arthropoda; Insecta; Coleoptera; Chrysomelidae
Source: the annotation of a GenBank genome assembly
AUGGGUAAUGAGAAAGAAGAUGGUUUAUACCAGUUUUUUAUGGCAAUGUACAAUGAUACUAAGAAUAUGUCAAAAAUAUCUCAAUUGCGAAUUAGAAGGAAAAUUUUUGAGGCUGUCCAGCUUGAAGAUGAAACAAAUUUGGCGUUGAAUUUUUCCCAAACAAGUAGCGCGUCAUUGCACCCACCACAACAUUGUAUAGGAUUACCAUUACCUAGCCCUUCAUCACAUGGUAGUUCCACAUACGAACAAUUGCCAACAGCGAAGUCACCACCACAACUAAAUUACGAACCACUUCGACCAACUUCAGAGCAAUCUUAUGCCAUACAAGCAACUUCCAAAGAAGUAUUUUUUCCGAAGUACUUUGGAAAUUUUAGAUAUAAUCAAAAUAGUUAA